Molecule: messenger RNA, 3113 nt
Organism: Saimiri boliviensis boliviensis (Bolivian squirrel monkey)
Lineage: Eukaryota; Metazoa; Chordata; Mammalia; Primates; Cebidae
Gene: TLR6
Product: toll like receptor 6
Biological process (GO): immune response; cellular response to diacyl bacterial lipopeptide; toll-like receptor signaling pathway
Cellular component (GO): Toll-like receptor 2-Toll-like receptor 6 protein complex; plasma membrane
Molecular function (GO): lipopeptide binding; transmembrane signaling receptor activity; Toll-like receptor 2 binding
Source: RefSeq, a predicted model, not a curated record
CUGCUGUUUUCUAGCUGUCUGUCUCCUUUUGCCAGUGGAGCAGAGACCUAUCCACUCGUCACUGAGCCUCUCCAGGCCUGAGGAGACUUCCUGUUAUGUUUGAUGAGUAAGGAUGAAUCAUAAGAAGCUGGCCUUUCUCUUCCUCCUGAAAGCAGAAGUGAUUCUUACUGAGAUGUCCAACUUUGUCAUUAGCCAAAUUAAUUUGGACUCAUAUCAAGAUGCUCUGAAGAAUAACAACCCUUUAGGAUAGCCACUGCAACAUCAUGACCAAAGACAACGAACCUAUUGUGAAAAGCUCCCGUUUUGUUUGCCUUAUGAUCAUAAUUAUCCAGUUUUCCGACGAAAAUGAAUUUGCAGUAGACAAGUCAAAAAGAGGCCUUACUCAUGUUCCAAAAGACCUACCACUGAAAACCAGAGUCUUAGACAUGUCUCAGAACUACAUAUCUGAGCUUCAGGUUUCUGACAUGAGCUUUCUGUCAGAGUUGAAAGUUUUGAGACUUUCCCAUAACAGAAUCCAGCUACUUGAUUUAAGUGUCUUCAAGUUCAAUCAGGAUUUGGAAUACUUGGAUUUGUCUCAUAAUCAGUUGCAAAAGAUCUCUUGCCAUCCUAUUGUGAGUUUCAGGCAUUUAGAUCUCUCAUUCAAUGACUUCAAGGCCCUGCCCAUCUGUAAGGAAUUUGGCAACUUGUCGCAACUGAAUUUCUUGGGAUUGAGUGCUAUGAAGUUACAAAGAUUAGAUUUGCUGCCAGUUGCUCACUUGCAUCUAAGUUAUAUUCUUCUGGAUUUAAGAAAUUAUUAUGUGAAAGAAAAUGAGACAGAAAGUCUAAAAAUUCUGAAUGCAAAAACACUUCACCUUGUUUUUCACCCAAAUAGUUUAUUCUCUAUCCAAGUGAGCAUAUCAGCUAAUACUCUAGGGUGCCUACAACUGACUAAUAUUAAAUUGAAUGAUGACAACUGUCAAGUUUUCAUUAAUUUUUUAUCAGAACUCACCAGAGGUCCAAACUUACUGAAUUUUACCCUCAACCACAUGGAAACAACUUGGAAAUGCCUGGUUAGAGUCUUUCAAUACCUUUGGCCCAAACCUGUGGAAUACCUCAGUAUUUACAAUUUAACAAUAAUUGAAAGCAUUCACAAAGAAUAUUUUACUUAUUCUGAAACGACAUUGAAAGCACUGAAAAUAGAACAUAUCACAAACCAAGUUUUUCUUUAUUCACAGACAGCGUUGUACACAGUGUUUUCCGAGAUGAACAUUAUGAUGUUAACCAUUUCGGAUACACCAUUUAUACACAUGCUGUGUCCUCAUGCACCAAGCACAUUCAAGUUUUUGAACUUUACUCAGAAUGUUUUCACAGAUAGUAUUUUUGAAAAAUGUUCCACGUUAGUUAAAUUGGAGACACUUAUCUUACAAAAGAAUGGAUUAAAAGACCUUUUCAAAGUAGGUCUCAUGACUAAGGAUAUGCCAUCUUUGGAAAUAUUGGAUGUUAGCUGGAAUUCUUUGGAAUCUGGUAGACAUGAGGAAAACUGCACUUGGGUUGCAAGUAUAGUGGUGUUAAAUUUGUCUUCAAAUAUACUUACUGACUCUGUUUUCAGAUGUUUACCUCCCAGGAUCAAGGUACUUGAUCUUCACAGCAAUAAAAUAAAGAGCAUUCCUAAACAAGUCGUAAAACUGGAAGCUUUGCAGGAACUCAAUGUUGCUUUCAAUUCUUUAACCAACCUUCCUGGAUGUGGCAGCUUUAGCAGCCUUUCUGUAUUGAUCAUUGAUCACAAUUCAGUUUCCCACCCAUCAGCUGAUUUCUUCCAGAGCUGCCAGAAGAUGAAGUCAAUAAAUGCAGGGAACAAUCCAUUCCACUGUACCUGUGAUCUAAGAGAAUUUGUCAAAAAUAUAGGCCAGGUAUCAAGUGAAGUGAUAGAGGGCUGGCCUGAUUCUUAUAAGUGUGACUACCCAGAUAGUUAUAGAGGAAUUCCACUGAAGGACUUUCACAUGUCUGAAUUAUCCUGCAACGUAACUCUGCUGAUUAUCACCAUUGGGGCCACCAUGCUGGUGCUGGCUGUGACUAUGACCUCCCUCUGCAUCUACUUGGAUCUGCCCUGGUAUCUCAGGAUGGUGUGCCAGUGGACCCAGACCCGGCGCAGGGCCAGGAACGUACCCUUAGAAGAACUCCAAAGAAAUCUCCAGUUUCAUGCUUUUAUUUCAUAUAGUGGGCACGAUUCUAUCUGGGUGAAAAAUGAAUUGGUACCUUGCCUAGAGAAAGAAGGUCUACAGAUUUGUCUCCAUGAGAGAAACUUUGUUCCUGGCAAGAGCAUUGUGGAAAACAUCAUCAACUGCAUUGAGAAGAGUUACAAGUCCAUCUUUGUCUUGUCGCCCAACUUUGUCCAGAGCGAGUGGUGUCAUUAUGAACUCUAUUUUGCCCAUCACAAUCUCUUCCAUGAAGGAUCUAAUAACUUAAUCCUCAUCUUAUUGGAACCCAUUCCACAGAACAGCAUUCCCAACAAGUACCACAAGCUGAGGGCUCUCAUGACACAGCGGACUUAUUUGGAAUGGCCCAAGGAGAAAAGUAAACGUGGGCUUUUUUGGGCUAACAUUAGAGCCGCUUUUCACAUAAAAUUAACACUAGUCACUGAAAACAAUAGGUGAAACCUUAAAAAAAAAUUAAGGAAAUCCAAUUUAAGAAACCAUUAUUUACUUGGAUUAUGUGAACAGUGCAGUUCUGAGUAACUGUCUGGAGGCGUCUCCAUUAUCCUCAUGCCUUCAGGAAAGACUUAACAAAAAAAUAAUGUUUCAUCUGGGGAAUUAGGCUAGGGGGUGAGGUGGUACUCAACUUGCCAGUGACAGACAGCCCAGUCUCUUUUGGUUUAAUGAUUAUGUUUCAAAUUGAAACAGUCUCUUUUGAGUAAAUGUUUUUCAGUUCCUUUUCCAAAUGGAUUCUGUGUGAGCAACGGUUUAUCUGGCUUCAUGGCUGCAAGAAAACAGUCAACUUCAGCAUCAUAUGCUCUGGCCCUUAGAGUGCCCCAUGAAUCCUAUUGGUCUCUGGGUCAGCGUCAUUAUUUUGUUCAACUUUGGGGUUUGGGGGAAAAAUGAGAUCACCUAUGACAUAUAAAAAAGUCUUUUGUUUCA